AUGAAUUUAUCUUUACAACAAAUAAUUCGAGGUUGUCAACUUGCCUGGUUGGGUUCAGUUCUUGCUUUUGAAAAUCGUCAUUUAUAUAAACAUAGUUAUGUAAAGACAUUCGGGUACCUUGUAGGAGCUAGUAUUAUACUUUAUCUAGUAACUUCUACCAUUUUAUUAAUACCUUUGAAAAUAUUACAACUUUUUCUUUACCUUUUCUCCUCUGAUCAUAAUAAUCAUAAGUUUUUAGAAAAUACUAAUUCCUGGCUCAUCAAUUAUGUAUUUAAUUUACCUUUCUUGGGUCUUUUAUUCAUAAGAUAUAUUUACCCUGAAACUUUAGAUUCUUUAUUCAUUGAAUCACUUCGUAAUGUUGAUUUUGAACAUAUAAAAAAACAUAAAGAAGGUGAUGAAGAUGAAUUACGACCCCCUUAUGCUCCAGCAUUGGAACGUUAUCAAUAUAGUUCUGGUUCUGGAUAUUGGAAAGAAAUGAUUCAAUACUUAAAACGUACAGGAAAUCAACUCAAAAAAGUUAUUGCAUUAUUUCUUUUAUCAUUAUUACCGUUUGUAGGAGGAUUCGUUUAUCCUAUUGCUAGUGCAUAUGCAUUGGUAAAUUCUUUAGGUAAAGUACCUGCAAUUAUUGUGGGUAUAUUAAUGUACAUUACUCCAGGAACAAAAUCUUUUGCCAUCAUUUUUCUUGAAACAUUAUAUUCUUCAAGAGCAUUAAUGCGUGAAUUACUAGAACCUUAUUUUGGUAGAAUUAAGUUUAAUGAUGAAACAAAAAGAAAAUGGUUUAGAGAAAGGGAAGGAAUAUUAUUUGGUUUUUCUAUAGUCUUUUAUCCUUUAAUGAGAUUACCUUUAUUGGGAAUGUUAUUUUAUGGGGUUGCUCAGGCUGCAACUGCUUUAAUCCUAGGGAAAAGAAACACAGAGAAUGAAUAA
Diversispora eburnea is the source of this 924-nucleotide messenger RNA. The record is from the annotation of a GenBank genome assembly. NCBI's taxonomy places the organism in Eukaryota, Fungi, Glomeromycota, Glomeromycetes, Diversisporales, Diversisporaceae.